Messenger RNA from Perca fluviatilis (European perch), 1558 nucleotides. Its product is annotated as keratin, type I cytoskeletal 18-like. The record is from RefSeq and is a predicted model, not a curated record. Gene Ontology annotation, molecular function: structural molecule activity. The coding region runs from base 191 to 1387 and encodes 398 amino acids. The transcript is spliced from 8 exons. Lineage: Eukaryota; Metazoa; Chordata; Actinopteri; Perciformes; Percidae.
UGAAUUUUGAGUCUGAACCAGUUUGUCCAGGAGUGCUGGGCACCAGAAGCCAAUGGCACCGCUGGGGGCGGAUUCAUGCGUAAAAAACCCCAGGUAUAAAACCUACCUGUAGCCUAUCCAUUACAUCUAUCAAGUGACUCUCUAGCCGAAAACGCUCUCUGUCGCUGUCAACUCUCUCUCUCAUUCAAUCAUGCCUUCGAACACCGCUGCCAGCAUGUUUGGCGGAGCAGGGGGAAGGGGUUCUAGGGCGUCCGUGGCGAGCCUGGAGGGGCUGCGUAACGUGCUGCGCAACGAGACGGAAAGAGACGCCGCUCCAGCGACACCUGCGGCUGCCGCUCCCGCUCCGGCCGCGCCUGCCGCCCCCGCGGACGACAAGCAGACACUUCGGGGUCUGAACGGCCGGCUGUCCGACUACUUGGACCGGGUGAGACAGCUGGAGAAGGAAAACGGCGAUCUGGAGAAACAGAUUGAUGACAUUUUGGCCAAGAGGAAAACACCCGAGGUGCGCGACUGGGAUGAGGUGGAAAAACCCCUGGAUAACCUCAAGCAGAAGAUCAAAGACAUCACCAAGGACAACGCCAAGCUGCUGCUCCAGAUUGACAACACCAAACUGGCUAAUGAUGACUUUAAGAAAAAGCUGGACGAUGAGAAAAAGGCACAGAAAGAAUUAAAAAAAGACCUGAAGGAUCUGAAGAAGACUGCUGAGGAGUCCAAGCAGAACCGCAUGGAGACACAGAAAGAGAUGGAGCUGGUGAAGGAGGAGCUCGCUCGCCUCGAGCAGGAACACAAAGAGGAGGUGGAUGUCCUGCGCGAGAAGAUCAAGGACUCGGAGGUGACCGUGGAGAUGGAGUCUCAGAACUCUAACCUGGCUGAGAUCGUCGACAAGAUCCGCUCCCAGUACGACAACCUCGCCAAGAAGAACCUGAAGGACACCGAGGACUGGUACCAGAACAAGUUUGAAAACAUCAAGGUGGUGGAGGCCCAAAACAACGAAGUCCUGAACUCUGGAAAGUCCGAGCUCAAGGAACUGCACAAACAGGCCCAAUCUCUGGAUAUUAAGGGCCAGGGUUUGAACAGCAAGAUCCACAGUCUGGAGGAGGCCCUGAGGAGCACCAAAGUGGAGAACGAUCAGCGUCUGUCCCCCCUCAACCAGCGGAUCCUGAACCUGCAGGCGCAGCUGAAGGAGGUGAGGGAGCAGGUGGAGCGCCACGUGGAGAACAACAAGGACCUGGUGUGCGUGAAGAUGAAGCUGGAGGCGGAAAUCAAUAACUACCAGCGACUGAUGCAAGACAUGACCGCCGAUAACGAAAGCUCGGAGUUUUCUAUAGAAGAUGCGCUGGACAGCGACCAGCAAAAGCCUGAGGACAAGGUGCCCAAGCAGCAGUAAGAAGUGAAAGAAGCAGCCCAAGAGCAAAAAUAAGAAGGGUUCAUCCUCUUCCUCGUCUUCUCCUUCCUCCUCCUCUUCCAAGAAGGAAGAUGAAAAGCCCAAGAAAGAGGGUGAAGUGGCCAAAAGCCUCUUCUUAAAUUGCUUUUUUUUUCUGUUACUCAGCCAAGUAUC